Molecule: messenger RNA, 465 nt
Organism: Colletotrichum destructivum
Lineage: Eukaryota; Fungi; Ascomycota; Sordariomycetes; Glomerellales; Glomerellaceae
Exons: 1
Coding region: 1-465 (154 amino acids)
Source: RefSeq, a predicted model, not a curated record
AUGCAUGAUUCCAAGCCCAAGUGGCAAGGGUUCCAUGCUCAGCAACAGCAAGAGGAGCAGGAGUCCCGUCAGGCUUUCAACUUCCAUCAGUUUGAUCACCAUAGACAGGAACAGAAUACUGCAAAAGCCCUUCUGGUUGGAUAUCCCUCGCUUUUCCCGCACUCCAACCCUCAAGGUCAGCCUCAAGGACAGCAGCAAACAUCGGCGACAUUCUUGGCCCGUCAAGGCGGUGGCAAUCAAGAAAAUGGCGCUGCAUCUCCCAUCAACGCGAGGGUCAAGGAGUUGCUGGCUGCUCAACGGGAGCAUCUCUUAGCCGCGGUGGAGAUUGACCACCAGCUGCACGAAAUCUGGAGACUUCCGGCCAUGGACCGGAUGGUGGCUGAUUUGGAGGGAACGAUCGAGGCGUUAGGGGGGGGGAGGGGGGCUGCCGACAACAACACACCCCGCCUCAGGAACUAUAGUUAA